Staurois parvus is the source of this 297-nucleotide messenger RNA. The record is from the annotation of a GenBank genome assembly. Lineage: Eukaryota; Metazoa; Chordata; Amphibia; Anura; Ranidae.
UUUCAGUACCAAAAGCAGUAACCCCGAGCUACACUCGGGCUUACCAUGCAGCGUUGCUCAGGGAUUCCCUGCAGCGCUUACUUUGUCCUUCGCUCCCGCGAUGUGUCCUCUGCAGCAUCCCCGGCCAUCUCCUCCGGCCGAUGCCGGCUUCCGUGUUCCAGUCCCUGUGACGUCGGGACGUACGGGCGCCGGAACAGGUGGCAAAUUUGAAAAUUAAAAAAAAUUACUUUUUUUUUUAAAGCUAUUAUUACAUAUGCUUUGUCCUGUGCCCUGCCUGCAUUUUGACUGUUCUUUCUG